This is a messenger RNA of Eleginops maclovinus (Patagonian blennie), 500 nucleotides long. Its product is annotated as niq CART3-like. Gene Ontology annotation, biological process: cellular response to starvation; adult feeding behavior; positive regulation of MAPK cascade. The transcript has 3 exons. The record is from RefSeq and is a predicted model, not a curated record. The coding region runs from base 164 to 457 and encodes 97 amino acids. NCBI's taxonomy places the organism in Eukaryota, Metazoa, Chordata, Actinopteri, Perciformes, Eleginopidae. Gene Ontology annotation, molecular function: neuropeptide hormone activity.
GCAGAAGAAGAUACAUUAUCAGGAGCUGAACACCACAGAAGAAGAAGACUUGUGAUAUUCCUAGAGGACCACCAACAUCGUGACUGAGCAUUUUCCUCAGCUGAAGCUUCGAGUCGUUCAGUGCUAGAAAACCUGCUCUGUGUUCUGCUCAGAGUGUCUGGAGAUGGAGAUCGUACGUGCGGCCGUCUAUCUGUCCCUCUGUCUGUCCCUGCUGACCUCCCUGUGUCAGGGUCAAAGGUCACCGGACACGCUGUUCGGCCUCACAGACAAAGAGUUGGCUGCUCUCCUGGAUGAGGAUGACAGCAGUGUGUCUCUCUCUGUGGAGAAGAAGGCCAGCGUCAUCCCCCGGUGUGAUGUGGGCGAGCGAUGUGCGAUGAAACAUGGCCCUCGUAUCGGUCGGCUGUGUGACUGUCUGAGAGGAACGGCCUGCAACACCUUCUUCCUGCGCUGCUACUGAACACACACACACACACACACACACACACACACACACACACACA